AUGGCGAACGACUCUCCGGCUAAAAGUCUGGUAGACAUAGACUUGGCUUCGUUGCGGGAUCCGGCUGGAAUAUUCGAGCUCGUGGAGGUGGUUGGAAAUGGCACCUACGGACAAGUAUACAAGGCCUCCCCAGAGCGCUCAACUCCCAGCAUCUCCCCCGCCGGGAACGGCAGAGCAUGUGCUCGGGCCUCCCCCCCCCCCACCCCUGAAGCCGGCCCUGUGGGAUGUGGCUGCUGCCAGGGGUUUGCUGGCGUGGCGUGGUCCCGGUUUUGA
Molecule: messenger RNA, 273 nt
Organism: Menidia menidia (Atlantic silverside)
Lineage: Eukaryota; Metazoa; Chordata; Actinopteri; Atheriniformes; Atherinopsidae
Source: the annotation of a GenBank genome assembly